Mytilus trossulus (common blue mussel) is the source of this 990-nucleotide messenger RNA. RefSeq names its product ras-related protein Rap-2a-like. The transcript has a single exon. Gene Ontology annotation, molecular function: GTP binding; GTPase activity. NCBI's taxonomy places the organism in Eukaryota, Metazoa, Mollusca, Bivalvia, Mytilida, Mytilidae. The record is from RefSeq and is a predicted model, not a curated record. The coding region runs from base 1 to 990 and encodes 329 amino acids.
AUGUCAGAACUACAGUCUAGAUCUCAAAUAGCCGUUCUGGGUUCAGGAAGAGUAGGAAAGAGUUCAAUUCUUCAACAAUAUUUGAAUGGUGCAUUUUCAAACGCAUACAAAGAGACAGUUGAAGACAUUUAUCCUCAACCAUAUGAUAUUAAUGGAAAGCGAAGAUUUGUUGACUAUAUGGACACUGCUGGGAAUAUAUACUUUCCUGCAAUGCGUAAAAUAUACAUUUCAAAGGCAGAAGGAUUCAUUCUAGUUUACUCAAUCUGCGAUAGCAGGUCAUUUGAAGAGGUAAAACAACUGUGGAAUGAAAUUAAGUCUGUUAGGGAAAACAAUUUAAGUAUACCUUGUGUUAUUGUUGGCAAUAAACUAGACGAAGAAAAUAAAAGACAGGUUGAAACCUUUGCUGCAUUAGAAUGGGCUUACAGGGAGAACCUUGGUGGAUGUUUUAUAGAAGUGUCUGCCAAAGAUAACAACACAGUCAAAGAAGUUUUUGACAUGCUCUUGGAACAGUUGGGGAAUAGGAGAGCUGCACAACCAGAAACAUUCAGAAUACGUUCUACCAGUUUCACAAGAAAAGAAAACUCGUUUAAAAAAUGUCGCAAUAACUAUAAACAAAAGAAGAAUAAGAAGAUGGUGUCAUAUGAAAAAGUGCAGUGUUCAAGCAAAGGCUUCCAAGAUAACGUAUUUGACGAUUUUAAAGAAUCAACAAUUUAUAGAGUCCAAAGGAAACAAAAGGAGUUUUGUCGGACUAUGAGUGAUAGCGACGCCUUGAUUAAACAGAAAAAUAAUGAAAAACAGUUUUCACGUAGCAUGAGUGUGCCAAACGAAAAAACAAAAAGCGGAUAUCAAGGAUGGAGAAAAGUUAAUAGACUUUUUAAAAAAAUAUUUCGACUGUCAGAUUCAACGGUUGAUGAUUUAACAGAGAAGAGAGAUGGUCACACUGUUAUGUUGCUGAAUAGUAAACUACAAGGAAAUAGAACACGAAGUUAG